Molecule: messenger RNA, 2887 nt
Organism: Nematolebias whitei (Rio pearlfish)
Lineage: Eukaryota; Metazoa; Chordata; Actinopteri; Cyprinodontiformes; Rivulidae
Product: mothers against decapentaplegic homolog 4
Exons: 10
Coding region: 389-1921 (510 amino acids)
Biological process (GO): cell differentiation; anatomical structure morphogenesis; SMAD protein signal transduction
Cellular component (GO): heteromeric SMAD protein complex
Molecular function (GO): DNA-binding transcription factor activity, RNA polymerase II-specific; I-SMAD binding; RNA polymerase II cis-regulatory region sequence-specific DNA binding
Source: RefSeq, a predicted model, not a curated record
GCAACGCGCCAUUGAAGGAAACUGUGCAGCGAGAAGUGGGAGUUAACUUAAAAUUUGUGAUUUACCACUCUGGUUAAGACGAAUCUAAAGGUUACACUGUGUAAAAUGGAGUUUCACAGUAUUUUGUGAACAUCUGCUGGACUUUACAAGGAGAACCCAAAGACUUUACAGGAUCUGCGAAGUCUCUCAUCUGGCACGGCAACUCAGGACCGUUUUCACCUGUUAGCCACCACACCAGCUAACUAGGCAGCGUCAAUGAGAUUUGUCAUCACCCAUUUCUCUCAUCCGUCCUGUGAAGAUUUAGACACCAACUUCCUGAAGAUGAUGGGAAACUGACACCAAGAGUGAAAUAUUUUCUCAGAACGUGUGACGGAACUAUAAAAUAAAAAUGUCUAUCACCAACACUCCUACCAGCAACGAUGCCUGCUUAAGCAUCGUCCACAGCCUGAUGUGCCACAGACAGGGUGGCGAGAGUGAGACGUUUGCAAAACGAGCCAUCGAGAGCCUGGUGAAAAAACUAAAGGAGAAGAAGGAUGAGCUUGACUCCCUCAUCACAGCUAUCACUACCAAUGGUGCCCACCCCAGCAAGUGUGUGACCAUUCAAAGGACACUUGAUGGACGGCUACAGGUGGCAGGGCGUAAAGGGUUCCCUCAUGUAAUCUAUGCUCGACUGUGGCGGUGGCCUGACCUGCACAAGAAUGAACUGAAGCAUGUAAAAUACUGUCAGUACGCUUUUGAUCUGAAGUGUGACAGUGUGUGUGUGAAUCCCUAUCACUAUGAAAGAGUAGUGUCUCCUGGCAUCGACUUAUCGGGAUUGACUCUGACCGGUCCUGGACCCAGUUCAGCUCGGCCAAUCAAGGACGAGUAUGAUUUUGACGGGCCACAGAGUAUUCCCUCUGUUGAGGGGAGCCACUCUCUUCAGACCAUCCAGCACCCCCCAUCCAGUAAUUGUCCUGCUCAGCCUGAAUCAUUUCCAACCCCGAGCCUGCUCCCACCCACUGAGGCUUCCACCUCAGCAUCAGCAUCAUCCUUUCCUCCUAUUCCUGCAGCAUCAAGCAGUGCCAGCUCCAACUGGCCCAGAAACAGUGUUUUCCCACCCAGCAUACCUCAUCACACCAAUGGCCAUCUUCAGCACCACCCUCCGAUGCCACAUCCAACACACUACUGGUCAGUGCAUAAUGAGCUUGCCUUUCAGCCUCCCAUAUCGAACCAUCCAGCUCCUGACUACUGGUGUUCCAUCGCUUACUUUGAAAUGGACGUUCAAGUCGGAGAGACAUUUAAAGUCCCAUCUUCUUGUCCCAUUGUGACUGUGGAUGGAUACGUUGACCCCUCAGGAGGAGACCGGUUCUGUUUAGGCCAGCUCAGUAACGUACAUCGCACUGAGGCUAUCGAGAGAGCACGACUUCACAUUGGUAAAGGAGUUCAGCUGGAGUGUAAAGGUGAAGGAGAUGUGUGGGUGCGGUGCCUCAGUGAUCAUGCAGUGUUCGUUCAGAGCUACUAUCUGGACAGAGAAGCAGGCCGAGCUCCAGGAGAUGCUGUUCACAAAAUCUACCCCAGCGCAUAUAUCAAGGUGUUUGACCUUCGUCAGUGCCACAGACAGAUGCAGCAGCAGGCUGCUACAGCGCAGGCGGCAGCAGCUGCACAAGCAGCUGCUGUGGCAGGAAACAUACCUGGGCCCGGAUCAGUGGGAGGGAUAGCUCCAGCUAUCAGUCUGUCUGCAGCAGCUGGGAUCGGUGUUGACGACCUCCGGAGGCUGUGCAUUCUCAGGAUGAGCUUCGUUAAAGGCUGGGGGCCGGACUACCCCCGCCAGAGCAUCAAGGAGACCCCCUGUUGGAUUGAAAUCCACCUGCACAGAGCUUUGCAGCUACUGGAUGAGGUUCUUCAUACCAUGCCUAUAGCAGACCCUCAGCCUCUGGACUGAGAUGUUCCCAGAAGCUGACCUCCACAGGCAACGGAGUCUUCCUCGGGGGUGGAGAAGAAGGUGAAAUCAAACUCAUAGAACCAUUUUCAUGAGAAAUCUUAGUGCACUGUGGCUCUUAUUUGCUCGUGAUCAAAACAUAAACCAAAGCCAUGGAUUAAUUUUAUGUUUUACAGUUUUGCUAGGUGGCUUUUGUUUUAUGACUGAGCAGAGAAAGAGGUCACAGUUUAUUAACGUUAAAAAACACUAUGAACAUUAAGGACCAGAUCAGAUAUGAAACUGGAACGUGAACAGAAACCACCAGCAGCUUCUGAUGGGCUCGGCGCACAUUAAACACCGUCAGGGUGCUAGAACACCGUCGUUUUCAUCGAAGACCACUCUACACCUGCAGCUACAGCCUUCAGUCGGCCGUCUGGCUACAACGAAAACCAGUUGAACUCUAUAGAUCUUUUCUCAACGUCACUGCCUCUCAGCCAGUGGGAAGACACCAGCGCUGGAACACAGCAUACCAGAUAAUCACAGAUUUCACACAAACCAACCACAAACCAUAUCUGCAGCUGGGCCUCAACCUCUGAACUGAAACAAGUCUGGACUUGUCCAGGUCGGGUGAAGUCACACUGUGGGCUUUGAAAAGACAAGUUUAGCUCAGUGGAUGGAAAAUCUUUGUUUCCCCCUUGUCUAUUAAACCAGUUGAAGUAGCAGCUCCUGGUUUGUGUGGUUGACAGCAAUAUAUGUCAUGUCUGCACUAAUGCUUUUACACACACGCACAAGUAUUUACCGAUACUGAUUCAACUGUGAUUUUAACAUUUCUCAAGAAAAAUUCAACCCACAUUCAUGCCAUCACUUUUCUGUUGUCCUGGAUACUAAUUUGGAUCGUCGUCUCUUUAUGCCUUCAGUCGUGCACCGAGUAGAAGAAAACGAGCUUUGGGGCUUUAGGUUCAGUAGACAGUCCUCACUCUUCUCUGAUGC